CAGCGCUAGGCAAAUACACUCGCAGGUGGGAAGUGGAAGCGCAUUGUUGACAGGUGGACGGAGAUAUUUGCCCGACACACUGAGGAGAGAUGGAUUUAAAGAAAACGGUGCUGUGCGAGAGCCUGAUUAUUUGGCUGCAGACAUUCAAAACCGCAGCGCCCUGUAAGACUGUGGAGGAUCUGACCUCAGGAGCAGCCAUGUCUCAGGCUCUGCAUCAGAUAGAUCCUUCGUGGUUCAGUGAGAGCUGGCUGGCCCGCAUUAAAGAGGAUGUUGGAGAUAAUGUGAGACUCAAGAUGAACAACCUCAAAAAGAUCCUGCAGAUGAUUGUUGACUAUUAUAAUGAGGUUUUGGCUCAGCAGAUGUCAGAUUUCCCUCUGCCUGAUCUGAUGCGGGUAGUAGAGCAGUCAGAUCAGGUUGAGUUGGGACGCCUCCUGCAGCUCAUCCUCGGCUGUGCAGUCAAAUGCGACAGGAAACAAGAAUAUAUCCAGAUAAUCAUGACCUUGGAGGAAUCUGUACAGCAUGUGGUGAUGACUGCCAUUCAGGAGCUUAUGAGCAGGGAGUCGGUGUCUCAGUUAGGAGCAGAACCUGCUGGAGACACUGAACAGCAAUUAAAGAAAGCCUUAGAGGAUCUGACUGAAGUCAUGGCAGAGAAAGAGGAGCUAGCACAGCGCUGUCAGGAGCUCGACAUGCAGGUGACAGUGCUGCAGGAGGAAAGGAACAGCCUCCUGGCAGAGAAUGACCUCUUGACCGAUCGAUCCAGUCAGCUUGAAACUUUCGAUGACCCCAGUACUCCAUCAGGCCGGAAGCACAGCCAGUUACAGUUCCAGUUGGAGCAGCUUCAGGAGGAGAAUUUCAGACUGGAGGCAGCUAAAGAUGAUUACCGCAUCCACUGUGAAGAGCUGGAGAAACAACUGGUGGAGCUUCAGCAUCGUAAUGACGAACUGACCAGCCUGGCGGAGGAGUCGCGCUCGCUUAAAGAUGAGUUAGACAUAUUAAGGAGCUGCUCUGACCGGGCAGUGAAGCUCGAGGCCUCUGUUGAGACCUACAGAAAGAAGUUGGAAGAUUUAAGUGACCUCAGACGACAAAUGAAAGCUCUGGAAGAGAAGAAUAUGACUUACAUGCACAACACGGUCAGCCUUGAAGAGGAGCUACGCAAGGCCAAUGCUGCAAGAGCUCAGUUAGAGACAUACAAGAGACAGGUUCAGGAGCUUCACAAGAAACUGUCAGAUGAAUCACGAAGGGCUGAUAACCUGGUCUUCGAGAUGAAGAAAUUACAGGAGAAAUAUGACGCCUUAGUGAAGGAGAGAGAGAGGAUCAGUAUUGAACGGGACACUCUCAGAGAGACCAAUGAAGAACUGCGAUGCACACAGGCCCAACAGGACCAAUUACUUCUGGCAGGAAAGUAUCAAACAGGAAGUCCAAGCCAUGACAACCUUGCAGCUGAGAUGUUGCCCAUUGAGUACAGAGAGAAGUUCAUCCGCCUGCAGCAUGAGAACAAGAUGUUGCGUUUGCAGCAGGAGGAGUCGGAGAAACAGCGAAUAACUGAGCUACAGCAGCAACUGGAGGAGGCCCGACGCGGACGCAGCCAACUGGACACUGACAACAGGUUAAACAGAGAAAGGAUCAGUGAACUCCAGCAGCAGGUUGAGGAUCUGCAAAAGGCCUUGCAGACACAGGGAGCCAAACCUGAUGAUUCUCAUUUGAAGAGGAAGCUGGAUGCUCAUAUGGUGCAACUGAAUGAGGCACAGGAUGAAAUCAUGAAGAAGAAAGAGCUGCUGGAAGACCUUCAGCCAGACGCUACUCAAACCAGUGUGAAGAUGGAUGAGCUGAUGGCGGCCUUGAAGAAGAAAGAUGAGGACAUGAGGGCGAUGGAGGAUCGAUACAAGAUGUACCUGGAGAAAGCUCGUGAUGUGAUUCGAGCUCUGGACCCUAAGCUAAACCCAGCCUCAGCGGAGAUUCAGUCCCUGAAAGUGCAGCUCUCUGACAAAGACAAGAAGAUCAUUGCUCUGGAGAGGGAGUGCGAGCAGGCCAAACUGAGGGAAUAUGAGGAGAAGUUAAUUGUGACAGCUUGGUAUAAUAAGAGCUUGAAUUUCCAGAAGAUGGCCAUCGAGUCACGACUCAGCGGGCGAGCCAACUCUCUUGUGCCACCCGGUCAGUCCUUUCUGGCUCAGCAGCGUCAGCUUCCUCUCUCCUCCUCUCCCUCUUCUGCACACUAAAGUGACCUUAAGUACACUUCUGAACAAGGGGACAAGCAUGCCAUGAUGAACAUUAGCAUGUCUCCAUCUGCUCACACACAUGUAUAAUAAUGUACAUACGGUAAGGGUUGAAGAAAGUGACUCAAUCAGCACACUAUCAUGUACAGAAGAAGCUUUUUCACUUUCAGUACUAAACAAACACCUGUAACAGUCUGCAAGCAGGGUCAUCUCUGAACUAGCAUUGAAUGCUAAAGGGAGAGUUCACCCAAAAAUUAACAUUCUGUCAUCGUUUACUGACCCUUCAGGUGGAUCCAAGUUUCUUUCCACAAAAUAAAAGGUGGAAGAGUGUUGUAAACCUGUAGCCAUUGACUUUUUGAUUUCCCACUAUGAAAGUCAUUGGCUUCCAAGUUUCCAGCAUUCUGCAAAGUAUCUUCUUUUGUUUUAAAUGGGGAAAAAAGACUUUCAAACAGGUUUGAAAACACUUAAGGGUGGUUUAAUUGUGACUAAAUUUUCAUUUUUGGAUGAAUUAUUUCUUUAAAGGUCAAUCUUUUUGCCGAACGAUAUGCAUUUAAUGCAUCCUUUAUGGUAGCAUGCAUGCUUUUGCUUAAAAAUGACUUCCAACGAUACACUAUGCAGGCAGAAAUAUAUUUGUAAUCACACAAGUACAAUAUACGGUAUGAAACACUGAAAGCAUCCAGUAUGCAGGCUACAUUUUGCCCUAACCAAUCAAAUCCAUAAAUCAGAGUGAAUAUUUGGUGCUGGACAUCAGAUUUCUUAGUGUCAUCACUUUCUCAAGAAGCAACAUGCAUUUAAACUAUAUUAAUAGACAAGCAUAAUUGAUAAAUGGGGUCAAACACCAAAAAAUGAAAAGUUCGGUGUUUAUUUCCAAGAUAUAAGUAGACUUUAUUCUUCAGGCAAACAGUAAAAGAGCUGAAAACCGGUCAUUGGUGAUGUAUAAAAUGCCACUCAUUUGCUUACAGAUAUUUUAAGAGUAAAACAAAAACAUAGAUAAAACUAAAUGAAUACCUGUGGAUCCUGACGAAAUACUAUAGUCUUAUUAUUCAAAGUGACCAGUCUUUAAAUGGGAAACUGGCUAUUAUUUAAAACAUUACCAUUAAUAAACAAAUUCUUCCUGAAAAGUCAAUCACAUACUGAGAUUACAUACACAAAGAUUCCUUUUUAAACCAUCCAGGAUGAAGUCCAAGUACACUUUGGUGAGCAACAAUGCUUAUAAAUAGUGUUUAGUUUUUUUGCACUGACCAAGUAGAUCCAAGGGGAUUCAUUUUGUUUUGCCUGUAUGUUGUUGUUUUUUUUUACUGUCAAAGUGCCUAGUGGCUUUGACUUGUAUGAUCGACCGUUUCAUCUAAUAUCUAUUUAAAUAUUUUCCUGAAGAAGAAAAGUCUGCGAAUGCACUGAGAAAGAGUAACUAAACAGCACAUUUUCAUUUCCGGGUGAACAGUCCCUUCUAAAUCUUAAUCCAGGUGCUUCAUUCAGGCGGUUUUGGUAUUUUAUAUUCAGUUGACUGUGACAGGACUCUUGCAUGCUCUUUUAACAAGCAGAAGGGCCUUUUUUAUUGACAUUUAAUAUCUUCUGUUUGUGUGAAGAGGACAAAUAUCAGGAUUAAACACCAGCACAGAGUUAUAAAAGGCCAUAGUGAACGGCUUUGAAUGUCUUGUGCGGCACUUCUUUGAAAAACAUACUCAUGUGACCUGUGAAGCAUAGCGCUGCAUUGUGAAAUAGCUUUUGCUGUAUUGUGGAAAUAUGAGCUAUAUGCUAAUAGGCUAGCUGUUGCGUUUUGAAUGAUACACAAUCUGUUUAUGUUGGGACAUACUAUUACAAUUCAGUUUUAAAUGGUAAAAGUUAAUCACUUCUGAUUUGUGUUUCUGGUGUUUUAUUGAGCAAGGCUUUUUAUGGCCUGCGAUGGAUAUAAAUGCCAGUGUCUUUUUGAAAUGCUAAUAUUUAUGUAUGUGUUCCAAGGAAGAACUUCGGUUUGUGUCCUCAAUUUUAUGAGCACCGUCAUUGAUUGUGAGAAAUGAUAAAUAAUGAGAUUGGAUUCAUUUGGUAUUAGAAUAAUAUUUGGGUUAGAGAGCCCUGGCAGCCUUCAUUUACAUGUUAUGAAUAAACAUAAUUGUUUUGCAAAAGA
Molecule: messenger RNA, 4338 nt
Organism: Danio rerio (zebrafish)
Lineage: Eukaryota; Metazoa; Chordata; Actinopteri; Cypriniformes; Danionidae
Source: RefSeq, a predicted model, not a curated record